Messenger RNA from Funneliformis geosporum, 264 nucleotides. NCBI's taxonomy places the organism in Eukaryota, Fungi, Glomeromycota, Glomeromycetes, Glomerales, Glomeraceae. The record is from the annotation of a GenBank genome assembly.
AUGCCCUGUCCCAAUACUGACACAUCAUUAGUGCUCGAUGAGAUUACUCUCGUUUGCUUUUGGUCACUGCCAGGCAGUAAAGGCUUACAAAUGGUCACGGCUGUUGUAAUGCUUGGGGCUUUAACUUUUGACAUUCCUGCGAUGCCCUGUCCCAAUACUGACACACCAUUAGUGUUCGAUGAGAUUACUCUCGUUUGCUUUUGGUCACUGCCAGGCAGUAAAAGCUUACAAAUGGUUUCGGCUGUUGUAAUGCUUGGGGCUUAG